GUGUCUCUCUCACCUAUCAUAAGAUCAAUCCAACUAUUAUUUAUUAUUCUUAAAUAAAUAUCUACCUCUACCUCCUUUACUAGUUUUAACCUUGAAGCAAAAGAAACACGAAACCAGAAAGUGAAACACUAAAAAACUAAGAGAAAAGUUAUUAUCAUCGUUGUGAGAAGUGAUCAUGGCAAGUGGAGGAGGUUAUGGAGAUGCAAACCAGAGGAUAGACUAUGUGUUCAAGGUGGUUCUGAUUGGUGAUUCAGCGGUGGGAAAAUCACAGAUACUAGCUAGAUUUUCUAGGAAUGAGUUCAGUUUAGACUCAAAGUCCACCAUCGGAGUUGAAUUUCAGACAAGGACUUUGGUCAUCGAUCAUAAGACUGUUAAGGCUCAGAUCUGGGAUACUGCUGGUCAAGAACGAUACAGAGCAGUUACAAGUGCAUACUACAGGGGUGCUGUAGGUGCAAUGUUGGUUUAUGAUAUCACAAAGCGUCAGACCUUUGAUCAUAUACCUCGCUGGCUAGAAGAACUUCGUAACCAUGCUGACAAGAAUAUAGUCAUCAUUCUUGUAGGGAACAAGAGUGAUCUUGAGAACCAGCGCGAUGUGCCCACAGAGGAUGCAAAAGAGUUUGCUGAGAAAGAAGGCUUAUUUUUCUUAGAGACCUCAGCAUUGCAAGCAACUAAUGUUGAAGCAUCCUUUAUGACAGUUUUGACAGAAAUCUACAACAUUGUCAACAAGAAGAACCUAGCUGCUGAUGAAAGUCAGGGAAAUGGGAACUCAGCAUCUUUAUUGGGCCAGAAAAUUAUUAUCCCAGGUCCUGCACAGGAAAUCCCUGCUAAGAGCAAUAUGUGUUGCCAGUCCUAAUUUUUUUUUUUUCAAAAAUUGUUUCAAUUUAGUAUAUCUUACGGUUCAACGUUCCUGUUACCAAAUUUUGAAAGGUUUGGCGAAUUUCCUUUUGUACAUUUAAAAUUUAAUUUGUUUGAGUUCCUGAGUGAAGGACAACAAAUGAAGGUUAUAAUAUAGAUUGCCGAUAUAAUAUUCAUGAUUCAUAAAUUUCUCAA
This is a messenger RNA of Medicago truncatula (barrel medic), 1050 nucleotides long. Its product is annotated as ras-related protein Rab11A. Gene Ontology annotation, molecular function: GTP binding; GTPase activity. The transcript has 2 exons. The record is from RefSeq and is a predicted model, not a curated record. Bases 176 to 853 code for a protein of 225 amino acids. NCBI's taxonomy places the organism in Eukaryota, Viridiplantae, Streptophyta, Magnoliopsida, Fabales, Fabaceae.